AGGUCAGUAGUAAGUCAGUAGGUGAGUAAGUGAGUAGGUGAGUCAGUCAGUUAGUGAAAGAAAGAGCAAACAUGGAUCCCCAAAAAGUCCAAGAAAUUGUUUCCCUGAAAAUGAACAAUAUCUUUCCUCCAAACUUCACCAAGAGUGAGAGAUAUGUUUUGAAAAGAAGGGCAGAGAGUUACCAACUCAUUGGUAAGGCAAACCACACAACAUCACUUUACCCAUUGCAUUAUAAAAUGUUGAAAUGUAUGUUAAAAUGUUUAUGGCAAUGUGUCCCUAGAUGGUGAACUAUUACCAGUGCCAGAGGAAGCAAGAAGAACAGCAACAUCACCUUGCAAAGGUUGUUCUUACUUCACAGGAGGCCAAUGAUAUCUUUGUGGAAUUUCAUGCCAGUGCCAUUGGGGCUCACUGUGGAGUUGAAAAAACCAUGCACGCUAUCGUGCAACGAUACUACUGGCCUGGGAUGAAGGCAGACAUCACAAAAUGGAUUGCACAGUGUGAUGACUGUCAGAGGAAGAGGGCCUCUAUAAAGGAAAAGAUGCAGUACAAACCUAUCGAGGUUUCUGAGCCAUUUGAACUGGUUGGAAUGGACCUGGUUGGAAAAUUAAAGUGCUCCAACAAGGGAAACAUGUACAUGUGUGUAAUGGUGGACUAUUUUACCAAAUGGAUGGAGGUAUAUCCACUUAAAAGUAAAAAGGCGGAAAAAGUUUCAGGGUGCAUAAUGGACUUCUUUUAUAAAUAUGGUGCACCCAAACGGAUUCUUACGGACCAGGGAAAAUAAUUUGUUAACAAAAUCAACCUGGACAUGUGUUCCAAGCUUGGCAUUGCCAGAAGCCUCUGUGCCCCAUAGCACCCGCAAACCAAUGGCUUGGUGGAAAAGCUCAAUGGCACCAUUCAAGGGAGCUUUGAAAAAAAUGGUGAAGGGCCACCCAUGUGACUGGGAUGAAUAUUUAAAGCCCACCGUAUUUGGUCUACGCACCAAAAAACAGCUGACAACAAAAUACUCCCCAUAUUUCUUGAUGUAUGGAAGGGAGGCCCGAUACCCUUCUGAAAUUCCGGACAAGUGGCAGAUAACUGACGAGGAAGUCAAUGUACUGGUUGGAAACCAGGAGGUAUCAUUGACUUCCUCACUGACGGAUGUCUACCCCAAAGUGGAGAACAAUAUAUUGGCAGGACAAGAGAGGGUGCGGAAGAGAAAACUUUCAAUGGGCCAGGAUGAUGGCUUUGUGGUGGGGGACCUGGUGUUGAGAAAAAACAUUUGCCAGGAACAAAGGAAGGGGGGCAAGAUGGAAGCUGAUCUUUUAGGUCCAUACACCAUUGUCAACAUUGACAAAAAAAGUGCUGACCUUCAAACAGAAGGACAAAUAUUUGAGAAGAUCAACAUUGAUCAUCUUAAAAAAUGUGUUGAACCCCAGCCAAGAAUACCAGCUAAAUGGAUUGCUGCCUCCAUGCCUCCUCCAGCACUGCAGCUUAUCCCCUCCACGCUUCCUCCAGCACUGCAGCCCAUCCCCUCCACGCCCCCUCCAGCCCUGCAGCCUAUCCCCUCCACGCCUCCUCCAGCACUGCAGCCCAUCCCCUCCACGCCUCCUCCAGCACUGCAGCCUAUCCCCUCCACACCCCCUCCAGCCCUGCAGCCUAGUCCACAAUCAUGCACCCUAGCCACAAUCCUCCAGUCUCCUGUCUGUCAACCAUCAAAUUCACUCACCCCAGAGGAACUAAUAGCAGAAAUCUGGUCCGGAAAACGGCAAGGGGUGUUGUGGAGCAAGGUAGGACCCUACAAACUCUUUGCUAGAGACCUGCUGAAUCUGGCCCCUGGAAGAGAAGUAGAGAGUGAGGUAACCGCCUGGUGGUCCCACCGCUCAAGACUGCCAGGUCCCAACACAAGCUCUUCUCCUGUCAUCUAUCCAAAGGAGAAGCGGGCCCUGUACAUUAACCCCCUCGGUGAAACCCCUGACCAAAUAAAAAAUUGCAAGGAUAUCACAAGAUCCGUGACCAUCCACGUCAGCAAGACUCAACGUCCUUUUGCAGAGCUUGUCCUCAAUGAGGACUUCAGUACUGGGGAUUUCAGUACUGACGAGGCUGCUACUAUUCAGUGGAGAAGGGAAAUAACUUGCAGACUGGAUGCCACCUUACACUGCCUCCGACUCCAGCAGCAGAACAACUUCCGAGACAGGUCGCAAAGAAGUUUCCAGGAGGAAGAGGAGGAGUCCCGAUCUUCUGUGUAA
This is a messenger RNA of Hypomesus transpacificus, 2225 nucleotides long. RefSeq lists its product as uncharacterized. Lineage: Eukaryota; Metazoa; Chordata; Actinopteri; Osmeriformes; Osmeridae. The transcript is spliced from 12 exons. Gene Ontology annotation, molecular function: nucleic acid binding. The record is from RefSeq and is a predicted model, not a curated record. Bases 741 to 2225 code for a protein of 494 amino acids.